Astrephomene gubernaculifera is the source of this 1622-nucleotide messenger RNA. The record is from the annotation of a GenBank genome assembly. Lineage: Eukaryota; Viridiplantae; Chlorophyta; Chlorophyceae; Chlamydomonadales; Astrephomenaceae.
AUAAAGAGAUCAAAACAGCAACAUGAUAAGCUUUGGGUUGGUACUGUGGCCACGCAUUACCGGUAUAGUCCAUCACACGAUCGCACAUGGUUUGCGUAGGCGCAAUCGCGUAUUUAGUCCCAUCAGAUUUGCUCGGAAUCGCCAGCUAAAACGUGAAUAACUGUUGUCCAGUUACUCUCUAAUACAUACGUUGGCCAGGCCAGGAACAAGGAUUCUGGUCUCCGUACGGAGCAGUGUCAGCAACGAUAAAAGCGAUCCAUCUCACCUUUACCUUGGUUAAAGGGUAUCUGGGAGGUCGUGUAGCCUUACUUUUCACCGGUUAUCUUUAGUCUGCCCCUUCGUCUCAUUUCUAGGUGACCUUCUACCAGCCGCCAGGGCCACCUCCUGUUUCAACGGUAAAAGAUGGCUUUGUUAACGGUGGCUUCGUCUAGCCGUGGCCUGGUGACCUUCGUGGCUCAGGCGAUUGGCGCUGCCUCAGGCCGAGCAUUUGCUUCCGAGGCCGCAAAGCAGCCACCGUCAGCUCCUAAGCGCCAUACCUCCAUUGUGGAGCCGUCCUACACGUACAUGCCUCCUGGCUCCAGCAUGCGCGAGCCCCUUUACUUCAGCACCUCUGAUCCUGUUUACUUCGUGGACCCAGUUCCAGAUCCGCAAGCCCUGGAGCAGGCUCAGGCUAAGGCCCCUGCUGGCGAGGAGAAGGCCAAGGCCAAGUCCCCCAGUGAGCCCGUCAGUGUGAAGAAGUUUGACUUCUCCUCAAUUUCCGGCAAGAACGCCGACGAUGGGCGGCCGGUGAGUUACAAGAUGGCGGAUGACUUCUCCCAGCAGGCCUACGUCGUAAACCCCAGCACCCACAGCAUGCGGGAGCCCAAGUCUGUGUCGGUCUCGGAUCCCAAGUACCCGCCAGCCUCCGGAAAGCCAAAGUAGUUGGUUGCAUGGCAGCGUAGGUUGGGCUUCCUCUCUUUCAUUCAUUGAAAGUUUGUAUAUGUAGGGGCGGUCGGUGUGCGUCCAUGCGUCCAUGCAUCCUUUAAUCGAUAAGUUUUGUCGGCCUGGUGCCAAGGCAGGGAUUGCUUUGGCACUCGCCUGUUAGCUGGUUGCGGGGCGAUUGGAAUGAACGUUAGGGAUCAGGAUGCGACGUUACGCCGCGAGGCUGUACACAAGAACUUCUAGGCUUUGUAGGAUAUGUGGCUGCUGGAGCGAACGAAAGUACGGAUAGGAGUAUGAGUGCUGGCUGGCUUUCAUGAGGGACAUUUUGGCCUUCGCAGGGCGCUGCUGCCGUUUUGGGGUAUCAACGACAUCACCCGGCAUGCUUGGUGUUGUGGGUCUUGCGGGCCCAAGGAGUUGACGGCAGCAGUGCGCUUCACAAGGGCACAGCUUCGAGCGAAUAAGACUGGCGUGUUUGACUGGUGUGUUGAGGAGUGCUUCUUUUGUACGAGGACUGUGUGUAGCGCUUUUGCAGGGUGUUGCCAUGCAGGGGCAAUGUGAGGUGGUCGAUGCUGAUGCGCUCCGUACCGUGGGAUACGGCCGGACCCUUUUUGCAAGCAUGCAUGUGUUGCUUUCGCCAUGAGCAUUGCUCUUCGCCCUGGAUGACGGACUGGCUACAGACAUGACAGCGCGUACCUAAUGCC